Molecule: messenger RNA, 4174 nt
Organism: Saccostrea cuccullata (small rock oyster)
Lineage: Eukaryota; Metazoa; Mollusca; Bivalvia; Ostreida; Ostreidae
Product: glutamine--fructose-6-phosphate aminotransferase [isomerizing] 2-like
Exons: 22
Coding region: 194-2293 (699 amino acids)
Biological process (GO): fructose 6-phosphate metabolic process; carbohydrate derivative biosynthetic process; protein N-linked glycosylation
Molecular function (GO): L-glutamine:D-fructose-6-phosphate transaminase (isomerizing) activity; carbohydrate derivative binding
Source: RefSeq, a predicted model, not a curated record
GAUUUACAUCAAUGGUCCCAAGUUUAUGCCAUAUCUUGAUAAACAAAUGAACAUAUUAAACUACCACAUUUGAAAAGAGACAUUCUAAAGAAAAACGCAUAUAUUGACGGAAGUGAUAUAAGCGGCCUGCAGUGAUAUAAGGGGGUUUCCACAAACGUGGCGUUGUUUACCAGUGAGAGCAGCAACAGACAACAUGUGUGGAAUAUUUGCAUACCUAAACUAUCUGGUUCCUGCCAAACGGAAGGAAAUAUUGGAUAUCCUUGUCAAUGGAUUGAAGCGAAUGGAAUACAGAGGUUAUGACUCUGCAGGAGUGGGAUUUGAAGGAACCAAUACAAAAAAUGGAGGCUUUGAACUUAAAACAAUCAAACAGAAAGGAAAAGUAGCAAUGCUACAGGAGGAAAUUGCCCACAGCACAGACCUUGACUUUGAGAAGGAGUAUGACAUCCACAUAGGGAUCGCUCACACCCGCUGGGCCACGCACGGAGAACCGAGUCCCACAAACAGCCACCCCCAGCGGUCCGACUCCACCAAUGAAUUCCUUGUUGUGCACAAUGGCAUCAUCACAAACUACAAGGACCUUAAAUCAUUCUUGAUCUCUAAGGGAUUUGAAUUUGAAUCCGAGACAGACACAGAAGUGAUUGUAAAAAUGGUCAAACACAUCUACGACAAAAACCCCAGCAUUUCCUUCAGAGAAUUAGUGGAACUCACCAUUCAGCAACUGGAAGGGGCUUUUUCACUGGUUUUCAUGAGUUCUAAAUACCCAGGAGAAUGUGUAUCGACCAGGCGAGGCAGUCCCCUUGUUAUUGGUGUCAAGAGCAAGGCCAAGCUGUCAACAGACCACAUCCCGAUCCUGUACAGCAAAGAGCCAAAUCUUUCGGAAAAGAAAGAUAGCUCCUCUAUGGUCGAUCACAUUAGUAGACUACAACCUUUUGAUCACCGCGGGUUAAUGAACCCUUCCUUGCACCACACGGACAGUACGACAGAAUUCCAUCCAAUAGGAAACAAGGAAGUUGAGUAUUUCUUCGCUUCAGAUGCCAGUGCAAUAAUAGAACACACCAAUCAGGUGAUAUUUUUGGAGGAUGAUGAUGUAGCAGCUGUACAGAAUGGUUGUCUUACAAUUCAUCGAAUCAAACGCACCCUGGACGAAUCAACGACACGUGAAGUCACCACCAUCAAAAUGGAGAUCCAACAAAUUAUGAAAGGAAGUUACAGCUCUUUCAUGCAGAAGGAGAUCUUUGAGCAGCCAGAGUCUGUUGUGAACACGAUGAGGGGGCGUGUGAACUUUGACACAAAUCGAGUCAUUUUGGGUGGAAUCAAAGACUUUAUGGUGGAAAUCAGAAGAUGUCGAAGACUUCUAUUUAUAGCUUGCGGGACGAGCUAUCAUAGUGCAGUGGCUACAAGGCAGCUGAUGGAAGAACUGACAGAACUUCCUGUUGUGGUGGAGUUAGCGAGUGACUUCCUAGACAGACAAACGCCCGUAUUCAGGGAUGAUGUCUGCUUCUUUAUCAGCCAGUCAGGUGAGACAGCAGACACUCUGAUGGCUCUGCGGUACUGUAAACAGCGGGGGGCAUUGAUUGUGGGAAUCACAAACACAGUGGGCAGUAGUAUUUGUCGUGAAUCUCAUUGUGGUGUACAUAUUAACGCUGGACCGGAAAUCGGAGUGGCCAGUACAAAGGCCUACACCAGUCAGUUUAUCUCCCUUGUGAUGUUUGCUCUUGUAAUGUGUGAGGACAGAAUCUCAAUGCAGGAAAGGAGGAAUGAAAUCAUUCAGGGACUCAAAAACUUGCCAGAUCAAAUUAAGGAGGUUCUGAAGACAGAUGAACAUGUUCACACCCUGGCCAGGGAGCUGUACCAACAGAAGAGUUUACUGGUGAUGGGGAGGGGCUAUAACUACGCCACAUGUCUGGAGGGAGCUCUGAAAAUAAAAGAGUUGACCUACAUGCACUCGGAGGGUAUCCUAGCAGGAGAGCUGAAGCACGGCCCCCUGGCCCUGGUGGACAAAGCCAUGCCGGUCAUGAUGGUCGUGACCAGGGACAAGGUCUACCCUAAAUGUAUGAAUGCUCUGCAGCAGGUCAAGGCCAGACAUGGGCGCCCCGUUUUACUUUGUACCAAGGGAGACACAGAAACACAAAAGUAUGCAUAUAAUUAUGUGGAGGUCCCCCAGACUGUAGAUUGCCUUCAGGGGGUGCUCACCGUUAUCCCCAUGCAGCUGCUCUCGUUCCAUAUAGCCGUACUGAGAGGAUAUGACGUGGACUGUCCGAGGAACCUCGCUAAAAGUGUGACUGUGGAAUGAACGAGAUGAAAAGGUUGAUCACCCCAGGGGGUUAUUGAAGACAUAUACAUUUUAGGAAGAAAAACAGUUGGUCACAAAGAGUUUAAGUUCAAAGGUCAAGGUCACAUUUCUAAUGCCAAUGUGGGGGACCAAAAAUGAAUAAUCAAAAACUCUGCAAUAUGUAAAUUACUGUAGAAAACACUGAUUAUAUUGUGAUUUGAUGUCAUUAUGGAGCUUGGACAAUAGAACUGGCCUGUGAAGAAUGAUUCAGUGUCUGGAUUCACCUAUCAGUAUUUGUCUAGAAUUCAAUGUAAUUGUCAUUUAAUUUUAAUAACCGGUAUAUUAUUAUAUAAUGUUAAGAUAAUUUGUGGCAUUUAACAUUAAUAUUAUGGUUUUUGAGCAGACUUAUGUAGACAAUGUAACCUAUGCUGUUGAUUUUUUGGGAUUAAUUUAUGUUACUUUUGUUUCAUUUUACUACAUACAGGAUAUGUACUUGAUUAUUUGUAUCUGUUAUUUUACCCAUUAUUGUUUUUUAUAUGUGUAUUUUACUUAUUUCUUUUUUGUCCUUUUCUUUGAAUUUUGACAGACUUUUAUUAUUUCCUACAUUCUUUUGUUAGAUCUUAUUAUUAAGAAAACCAAAUAUUUUACAAACAAUUUGCAUAAUCUGUUUUCUGUUAGGUCUGCAGCUUCUUUUCUCUUGAAUAGGAAUUUCAGAACUGAUUCAUAAAAGAAAACAAAAGGUGUUAAAGUUCACAAAAAAAGUGAAAAAAUGGAAAUUUCUAAUAUUAAAGGAGAUGGAAGUCCUUUGUAUGCAUGAAGAAAAGUAUGAUGUACCUGAUAAAAUUAUGUAAAUUUAUCACACCAUAAAAUUCUUUGAUAUAUUACAUCAAAAUGUUAUUGAUCUGAAUAGACCUUUUCACAAAAAAAACCUUACACCUACGAUUUAAACAUGACAGCUUUGAUGUUUCUUUGUUUUAUAUGACUAUUUUGUUCUAGAGGAUUAUUCACAAUAAAUUCAUACAUUAUAUGAAUACAUGUAUAAGAUUUUAUGGCUUACUAGAGCUUACAUAUUUUUUGGAGAAUUUGAGAAUGUUUGUUAGAUAUCCUGUAAAAAGAUUUUUUUUAAUAGUAAGACAAUCUUAUGACAACAGAUCACCAUGCUUAGUCAUAUUCAUCAAAACUUAUGAAGUAACUAAAUCUAGUCUGAAAUGGAAAUUUAAGAAAAUUUAGAUGCAUUUUAUAUACUGUAUACAGGUUUAUUUUUGCUCACUGUUAUUUUCGCCCUUUCACAUUUGCAAACAAUUUUUCCCCCAUUUUAAAUUCCCCCAGAAAGUUUUCUAUUAGCUACCAAUAUAACGUAGAAUUCGCCUAUUCACAAUGAGGGCAAAAAUAAAAUGGGGGUGAAAAUUUUCCUCUGUACAGUAGUAAGUUGGCAAAGGAUAUCGCAUGUUUUUUAUCCAGUUGGAAAGCUUUUGUAAAAGAACAAUCAUUAUCUCGGUACGUUAAUAUUUGUAUUUCACAAAGUCAGGUGAACCAUCAGGGUUGUUUGACAAUCAGAAAAACCACACAAAAUCUGGACAGUGCACUAUCUAUUUUACGUUAUAAUAUAGCCAGUCAACUAUGUAGUCAUUUCAGAUUUUUUUUUUUUCAUUUCUUUGAUGUACAUUUCCUUGGGUAUUGAAUACGUUUAGAGGUUAUUUAUAUCUUGGCUCAGAUAAAACUGAUUAUGUUGUUAGAUCUGACUUUGGUUUCUGGAGAAUAUGCAUCACUAUUGUGUUAAAACAUCAUAGUACUUAUAUAAUGUUUAUUAUGUGGGAUCUGCUGUAAUAAACCUAAAAUGUUUUAAGCAUUAGCUAUGUGAACAAAACAUUGAGGGAAAAUACAGGAUAAAAGAAAACACUA